Messenger RNA from Manduca sexta (tobacco hornworm), 7012 nucleotides. RefSeq names its product ATP-binding cassette sub-family A member 2. The record is from RefSeq and is a predicted model, not a curated record. Gene Ontology annotation, biological process: lipid transport; transmembrane transport. Gene Ontology annotation, molecular function: ATP hydrolysis activity; ABC-type transporter activity; ATP binding. The transcript has 32 exons. Lineage: Eukaryota; Metazoa; Arthropoda; Insecta; Lepidoptera; Sphingidae. The coding region runs from base 201 to 5576 and encodes 1791 amino acids. Gene Ontology annotation, cellular component: membrane; intracellular membrane-bounded organelle.
CGACAGGUGCGCGUGAAAUGCUAUUGUGUUGUUAGUCAAGUAUUUCAAUAUGCUAGUGACUAUAGACGUAUAGAAACAGUGUGUGCGCGAUUUAUUGAUUAAUUCUAUGCAUAGUAUUCAUUGUUUGGGUUUAUUUUUUGUUCUCCAAAUGUAAUUAGAACACAAUAUUUCAUUAAACCGAAUUAAAACGCAAAAAAAAUAUGAGGACAUCGAUAAAGCGGGAGGCGAAUGCCUUUACAAAAUUCCGUUUGUUAAUGUGGAAAAAUUUCCUGCAACAAUGGCGUCAUCCGCUACAAACCGCCACAGAAGUGUUGUUGCCGGUGUUAACAACAACACUGGUGCUUAUAUUGCGUUGGCAGAUUGAACCAAUUCAACGGGAUUCUGUCACUUUCCCGCCAAUACCCGCUUAUAGUCUCAAUCAUUCCCUCGAUGUGUUAAUGGUUAUGAAUUUAACGCGAAUGUCAAUUGCCUACUCUCCGAAAAGUCCAAUGCUGGAAGAUGUGGUAAGAAGUGCGAUGGCUAACUUGAUUACUCAGAAUGCUAGAAAUAUAGCUCCAAUAUUAGAGGAGGCAAUGCCAGGAUUCCCUGACAUAUCAGAGUGGCCAGACUUUCCAGAUCUUUCGAACAUAACCUGGCCACCUGAUUCGAUAGAGUUUCCUAGUGUAACUUGGCCACCCGAAUGGCCUGACCUCUCCAAUGUAACCUUGCCACCCGAAUGGCCUGAUCUCUCCAAUAUGACCUGGCCACCAAAUUUAGCUAAUGUGACAUUACCACCUGGUAUAAAUGAAAAUAGUACAAUUCAUGAUAUAUUGAAGUUGAUAAUCAGAGUUGAUGGAUACAACAAUAGCGAGGCUCUAAGAGGAAUUUACAGUUCAGAGCCUAUUGCGCGAGAAGUUGUAGCUGCAGUACAGUUUCACGAUUCACUUUAUGGUGCCACGGAACUGCCUAUGGAUUUGUCUUAUGAAUUAAGGUUUCCUGAAAGACUACGAUUAAAUUCGUUUUUAGGGCGCGGUGGGCGCACGUGGCGAACAGAUUCUGUUUUUCCGGCAUUUGAAUUUCCAGGACCACGGUUUCCAUUCUCCUGGGCAGGUGGUAACGAUCCAGGAUACGUAAUCGAAAUGUUUAUAGCACUACAGCAUUCUAUAUCUACCGAAUUAAUUGCACGAUUAACUGGCAAAGAAGAAAUACGGCAAUUUAAUGUGCAAAUACAAAGAUAUCCUCAUCCAAGCUAUGUAGAAGAUUUAGCUGUAGAAGCACUGCAAUUUUUGUUCCCUUCCUUUAUAUUACUUAGUUUCAGUUACACAGCGGUAAACAUAGUAAGAGCUAUUACAACAGAGAAAGAACUUCAAUUAAAGGAAACAAUGAAAAUAAUGGGUCUUCCAACAUGGUUGCAUUGGACGGCGUGGUUUUCCAAGCAAUUUAUUUAUUUAUUAUUGACGGCAACACUUGUUUUAGUGCUUUUAAAGGUCAGUUGGUUUACCAAUGAAGAUGGUUUUGGUGAUUACGCCGUUUUCACAAACACUCCGUGGACAGUACUAUUGUUUUUUAUAGUUUUGUAUUUAGUUUGUACAAUAUUUUUUUGUUUUAUGAUAAGUGGAUUUUUUUCAAAAGGCGGCACGGCGGCAUUGUUUACGGGCAUUAUUUGGAUGUUAUCAUACAUUCCGGCACUCCUGCUAUCCAUGGAUAAUGAUGUGUCGCUUGGAUUGCAAGUGUUCACAUGUUUGAGUCUAAAUUGUGCCAUGUCCUUUGGUUUCCAGAUACUGCUUGGCAGGGAGAGUACUGGAGGUUUGCAAUGGGGAGAAUUUAUGCAAUCUCCUACAACGGAUUCGAAUCGCUUCGUAUUUGGUCACGUUAUUAUAAUGAUGUCUGUAAAUUGUGUGCUCUACAUGUUGAUAGCUCUGUACUUAGAACAAGUACUACCGGGCUCGUUCGGUAUGCCACAAAAAUGGUAUUUCCCCAUCCAAAAAAGUUUUUGGUUCCCGAAAAAAACUAUUUUAAGUGACGACAACUUCGACGACAGUAACACGGAUGAUAUUGUUAAAGAAAAGGACCCAACAGGUCACUUCGUUGGAGUGGAAAUGAAUAGACUAACACGAGUUUUUGGCGCUAAUGUAGCUGUUGACAAUUUAUCGCUGAAAAUAUACGACGACCAAAUUACUGUUCUGCUCGGACACAACGGUGCGGGGAAAUCAACCACCAUGGCUAUGUUAACAGGAAAUUUGCAAGCGACACACGGAUCAGUAACUGUUGCCGGAUAUGACGUAGCCACUCAAGGGAAUUAUGCUCGUGCUCAUCUUGGCUUUUGUCCUCAACAUAACGUCCUAUUUAAUGAGCUCACUGUCAGGGAACACUUGGAGUUCUUUGCGAGGCUCAAAGGUUUCACCGGUGACGAACUUUAUCAAGAAAUCGAUAAUUUAAUUGAGAAGUUAGAGCUGCAAGACAAGCGCGAUUAUCAGUCGCAAGGAUUGUCAGGUGGUCAAAAGCGUCGGUUGUCUGUGGGGAUUGCACUUAGCAGUGCCGCCCGAGUGGUUCUCCUAGAUGAGCCAACGUCCGGAAUGGACCCUGCUUCCCGCCGAGCGCUUUGGGAUUUACUGCAAAGAGAAAAGAAAGGGCGUUCCAUGAUUCUAACAACACACUUUAUGGACGAAGCGGACAUUCUUGGAGACAGAAUAGCAAUAAUGGCUAGUGGUAAACUGCAGUGUGUUGGUUCUCCGUACUUCUUGAAGCGGCAUUACGGCCUCGGAUACACAUUGGUUAUUGUCAAAAAUGAAGAUUUUAAUUUCGAAGCUUGUACAAAACUACUUGAAAAAUACAUUCCUAGCAUUACAAUCAAACAGGAUCGCGUUUCCGAAAUAACAUAUACAUUAGCAACCGAUUAUUCGAAUAAGUUUGAGGCCAUGCUCAAGGAAUUGGAAGAUAAUGCAGAACAAAUAAGUAUCAAGAACUACGGUUUGAUACCGACUACUUUAGAAGACGUAUUUAUGUCUGUGGGAUCCGACGUUGCUUUAGUGCACUCUGUGUCAGACGACGGUGCCGGGACAUCGGACGCCUCAAGUGACGACCUUCUAAAGCUUGAAUGCGAUUCUAUGGAACAAUUGAACAAGGACACAGAAAUAAUGACCGGAUUCCCGCUAAUACGACAGCACGUUAAGGCAAUUUGGUUGAAGUUAUGGCUUGUGUGGAUUCGCUCCUGGUGGUUGAUCAUCCUUCAAGUUCUGGUGCCAGUACUACUCAUGAAUGCAUCGCUGUAUGUACUACAGAUCAUGACUUCUUUAGUGCCCUCUAUACAGGACAGACUGCUAUCGCUUGAAGAAGGAUACACGAGAACAGAGACGUUUUUGUCGUACAAUGGAACCGAAGGAAUAAAUUCCGGAACUUUGGGUGCUCUAGCAAGACGCGCCUACGAGCUUAUAUACAACGAGUCAACUGUAGCUACGAUGGGACUUACUACAGUCGAUAAUCAAAUGAUUGAUCAAUAUUACCUAAGCAGGGGAGAGAAUCCGAUGGCAAUGGGUGCGAUGCGGCAUAGUGUACUAACCGGCGCAACAUUCGACGACAACUCUGCUACGGCCUGGUUCAGCAACUUCGCUUACCACGACGUGGCCACCUCAUUGGCAUCAAUUCAUGCCGCACUAUUGAAAAGCAUCAAUGCCUCGGCAUUGAUUAACGUGUUCAAUCAUCCCUUGGAGGCUACUUAUGAAGAUCAGAGGAAUAUUCAAAUGAUGGUUCAGAUGCUUUCUAUGCAAGUUGCGAAUGGCGUCGGCAGUAGUGUGGGAAUAGUUAGCGCUGUGUUCAUUAUGUUUUAUAUAAAGGAGCGUGCGUCUGGUGCUAAAUUGUUACAAAAAGCCGCCGGUAUUCAACCGAUUGUGCUUUGGGGUAGUUCUGCUGUGUUCGACUGGUUUUGGUUCCUUAUCGUAUGCGUCACAAUUAUCAUCUCAUGCGCAAUAUUCCAAGUUAUUGGCCUUUCUACAGCUGCAGAAUUAGGGAAUUUGUACCUAUGCUUUAUGUUGUACGGUGCGGCCAUGCUGCCUCUCAUCUACAUAUUGUCACACCUGUUUAAUGGGGCUGCAAUCGGUUUUGUUGUCGUAUUCUUCCUGAAUGUACUAUUUGGGAUGAUGGGGGCCCAGAUUGUAGAAGCGUUGUCUGCACCGCAGCUCACCACGCAGGAUGUGGCUGACAUCAUAGAUUACAUAUUACAGUUCUUCCCACUCUAUAAUCUAGUCACGUGUGUGAGGAAAUUGAACCAAAUCGGUUUAAUAGAAUACACCUGCUUGCAAGGAUGUGACUUUCUGGCCGCCAUAACGCCCAACAUGGGGGAGUGUACAAUGGAGCUGAUGUGUAACUUUACCCGGACUUGCUGUAUACAGGAAAAUUCACAUCUGAAAUGGAAUGAACGCGGCGUUCUCCGCUACUUGGUCGUGUUAAUGUUCAGCGCCGGUGUAUUUUGGUCGAUAUUGAUGUUCAUAGAGUACCGCAUAUUUUAUAAGGUGUUUAGAUUUAAGAAGACCCCGCCGCCGAUCGACGAGACUCAGUUGGACAAAGACGUUGCUGAUGAGGCGCGGCACGUGCAUAGAAUAAACAAUAGCAGCUUGGCAGACCACGGACUUGUGGCUAAAAAUUUAUCUAAGUAUUAUGGCGCCCAUCUUGCUGUUGAUCAAGUAUCGUUUAGUGUAAGUGACUCGGAAUGUUUCGGACUUCUCGGCGUGAACGGAGCGGGAAAGACUAGCACAUUCAAGAUGCUUAUGGGAGACGAGACUAUCUCAAGCGGAGACGCUUACGUAAGCGGAUACUCGGUCCAGCGACAACUCACAGAUGUUUACCAGAAUAUUGGUUACUGCCCGCAGUUCGACGCGCUGUUCGGCGAGCUCACAGGCCGCGAGACGCUACACGUGUUCUCCAUGCUGCGUGGUCUUCAUUCCGACGUGCCCACGCCGCGGGCCGAAAUUCUUGCGCAGUCUCUUGGUUUCCGCAAACAUUUGGAUAAACGGGUAGAUCAAUACUCAGGCGGAACCAAACGCAAACUGAACACUGCAUUGGCGUUCUUGGGUAACACGAGAUUAGUGUUUAUGGACGAGCCUACAACUGGAGUAGAUCCCGCUGCUAAACGACACGUGUGGAGAGCUGUACGCGGCGUCCAACGCUCUGGUCGUGGCGUGGUGCUGACGUCACACAGCAUGGAGGAGUGCGAGGCGCUGUGCUCGCGGCUCACCAUCAUGGUCAAUGGACGAUUCCAGUGCCUUGGCACACCUCAGCAUCUCAAAAACAUAUUUUCUCAAGGUUUCACGUUGACCAUAAAGUUAUUGAUACCAGACGAUGCUUCUGCGGCAAUAAUCAAGAACAUUGCUGACGACAUAAAGAGCUUUGUGAAUACUAACUUUGUACGACCACGUAUUAUGGAAGAAUACCAAGGCUUACUGACGUAUUACCUGCCAGACCGCAGCAUACCCUGGUCAAGGAUGUUCGGCAUUAUGGAAAAUGCGAAACGAGAUCUACUCAUUGAGGACUACAACAUCUCACAGACUACACUUGAACAAAUCUUUCUACAAUUUACUAAAUAUCAGAGAGAAGGUCACUAGACUGAUAAGGGUUAUCUAAGCAUAUCACUACGGAGUAUUAAUAUUGUUAUAAUUAUUUCAGUGUAUUUAUACGACUAUACUCGUAUAUUUUAUAAGCAAAUUUAAGCUAGAGCAGGGGAUGGUUAGUCCAAAGAAGCAUGUUUCCUGACUGCGGACUACUUCAGUGUUUAGCGUAAACUUUCUCCAAACGUGCGAGUAUACACCCGCAAUAUUAUGCUAUAGAUACAGUCAGCCCCAAAUAUCAUGUAGGCACAAAUAAUACGCACAUGAAGACCAAAUGUAUGAAUUACAAAAUAUGCUACAUGUUCCUAUCAACGUAUGCUGCGAGUGGGGGUAACAGCGUCGAAGACGACAUACGCGCCACAUACACUCAAUAUGUAAAUAUAUAUUAUUUGUGUAUUUUGUCCUAAACUAGAUAAUCAAUGUGGUUUUACUAUAUUUUACAGAACUUUAGAGGAAUGUUUUUGUACAUAAAAAUAUUACUUAAGUUUAAGCGAAAUCAAAAUCACUAUUGUCUAACUUAAAUUUUCAUAUGUUGCGGUAAGUUUGAAUCGGGGAAGACCGUUGAUCUAAAAUUACUAUUAAACCCUUACUAAAAUUAAUUCAGUGGCCACUAAGACGUGAUAUAUUUUAAAAUGGCACUUCAUUUUGUGUUUGUCUGUGGUGGAAAUGUGGGUGGGUUUAGCAGUCGUUAUGAGUUGACGGUCUUACCUCGCGUUUCGAAUUUACCCCAACAUACAUUAUUUAUUAUUAAGAUAAUUAUUUAUAAUAUUCUUCUAUUCUCGGUACAUUAUGUCAAUCAGUUGGGUUGCUCAGAAACUGAGGUCGAAAAAAUAUUUUUUCUAAACGAAAAGUAUGAGUUAGAGAGAAUCUGGGCUUCGAGAUGCAAACUCGCAGAUAUAAUUUUGAGAAAAUCAACAAUUACUUUUCUACUUGUACCUGAACUAAAAUGAAAUACUUAAUCCAUACUUACUUUUUCAAGAUGCUCUUAAUACAAAAUUUAUGAUUGAUAAAGAACCGGCAUAGAGUUAUCACAUAAUUCGAUGGAUAAUACCAAGAAACAAUUAAGUACCUGCUUACGAAAUCAAUAAUUACAGGAUUAUAUACUCGAUAAAAUGUUAAAAUAUAAUUAUGUACAUUACUUAAUACAUGAAAAUAUAAUACAACAUUAAAUUAUAAGUACAGUAAGUAAUUAUAAUUGACAAAUUAUAAUAAUUAAUAUAAGGUUAAUUGGUAUACUAUCAAUUUAUGUCGAUAUUUUAUUGUUUGUGGUCUGAUGAUGCACUCUGUGAAUAGAUUUAAGGGAUUAAUGAAUUUUCUAUAUAAAUAAUUCUUUAGUGCAAUAUUUUUUUUAUAAAUGUUUUUGUAAGGUAAGUACUUACUUAUUAUAAUGAGAUGAGAAAACAUGACAUAUUUUUGUGUAUAUAAUUUUUUUA